Messenger RNA from Acanthosepion pharaonis, 1236 nucleotides. The record is from the annotation of a GenBank genome assembly. Lineage: Eukaryota; Metazoa; Mollusca; Cephalopoda; Sepiida; Sepiidae.
AUGUUUUCUUUAUUUAUUCACUUUUGUGUAAUCUUUCACAAAUUCUAUCUAUCUAUCUAUCUAUCUAUCUAUCUAUCUAUCUGUGUUGAUUUUUUCUUGAAACCUGUUAUUCUUUCUUCUUCAACAGAUUUUUCUCUUCGAAUUAACGCUUUCCGUGUAGCUUUCAUUUUUUUCGUUCGAUUAUCUUUCACUUUCAGUACUUUCUUUCCUUCAGUUUACCUACUUCCAAUUCAUUCUUUCUUUGCUUUUCCCCACUUGCAGUUCUUUCUUUGCUUUUCCCCACUUGCAGUUCUUUCUUUGCUUUUCCCCACUUGCAGUUCUUUCUUUGCUUUUCCCACUUGCAGUUCUUUCUUUUGCUUUUUUUCCCCACUUGCAGUUCUUUUUUUGCUUUUCCCCACUUGCAGUUCUUUCUUUUUGCUUUUCCCCACUUGCAGUUCUUUCUUUGCUUUCUUUGCUUUCUUUCUUUGCUUUCCCCUUGCAGUUCUUUCUUUGCUUUUCCCCACUUGCAGUUCUUUCUUUGCUUUCCCCCACUUGCAGUUCUUUCUUUUGCUUUUCCCACUUGCAGUUCUUUCUUUGCUUUUCCCCACUUGCAGUUCUUUCUUUGCUUUUCCCCUUUGCAGUUCUUUCUUUUUGCUUUUCCCCACUUGCAGUUCUUUCUUUUGCUUUUCCCCUUUGCUUUUUUCUUUCUUUUUCUUUGCUUUUCCCCAUUUGCAGUUCUUUCUUUUGCUUUUCCCCACUUGCAGUUCUUUCUUUUUGCUUUUCCCCACUUGCAGUUCUUUCUUUUGCUUUUCCCCACUUGCAGUUCUUUCUUUGCUUUUCCCCACUUGCAGUUCUUUCUUUGCUUUUCCCCACUUGCAGUUCUUUCUUUGCUUUUCCCCACUUGCAGUUCUUUCUUUGCUUUUCCCCACUUGCAGUUCUUUCUUUGCUUUUCCCCACUUGCAGUUCUUUCUUUGCUUUUCCCCACUUGCAGUUCUUUCUUUGCUUUUCCCCACUUGCAGUUCUUUCUUUGCUUUUCCCCACUUGCAGUUCUUUCUUUGUUUCUCUUACAAUACUUUUUUCGUUUUACUCUUCCAGUUCUUACUUUUAUGCCUUUCUAGUCAACCCUUUCCGAUUCUCCUUGAAGAAAGCAAUACCAUCGAACAACACUGCAUGACAAAUGCAUCUACCCAUGAUGCAACAUCUAUCCAACAAUUUGUCCAUCCCAUUUGUCUCGGCUUACUCACCCCCAACACCUGA